Molecule: messenger RNA, 3952 nt
Organism: Phyllotreta striolata
Lineage: Eukaryota; Metazoa; Arthropoda; Insecta; Coleoptera; Chrysomelidae
Source: the annotation of a GenBank genome assembly
AGACGGGAGAAGUUGUGCGGUAGAGAACGCGUUUUUAAUUUGGAAAAAGUCGUCGAAAAAUCGUAUCUUAUCGAUCUCAACUUUAAUACAUUUCAAGAUUCUUCUACCGCAUAAAUUGAAUAUAUAUUGAAGAAUGCUACUGAGGCUCGCCAACAACCGACUUUGUUAUACAUCUGGAAGACUAGGUUUCACGUCAAAAUGGAAUUACUCAACGAAGGUAGAAUACAAACCGAUACGAAGCGUGUUGGUAGCUAACAGAGGUGAAAUCGCCGUCAGGGUAUUUCGAGCGUGCAAUGAAUUGGGAAUCAAGUCUGUAGCCAUUUAUUCCAAAGAAGAUAGAGCUCAUAUUCACAGAUUGAAAGCAGACGAAAGUUAUUUGGUUGGAGAAGGUUUACCGCCUGUUCAAGCCUAUCUAAACAUACCAGAGAUUAUUAAAAUAUGCAAAGAUAAUGGCAUCGAUGCCGUUCACCCAGGUUAUGGAUUCCUUUCAGAGAGGUCAGAUUUUGCUCAAGCCGUCAUUGAUGCUGGACUCAGAUUUAUUGGGCCAGCGCCUAAAGUGGUGUACCAAAUGGGUGAUAAAGUAGCAGCCAGAGAAGCUGCCAUUGCGGCGGGUGUUCCCAUUGUACCUGGCACUGACGGACCGGUGACGACCAAGGAAGAAGCCAAAGAGUUUUGCAUCAAACAUGGAUUGCCCGUGAUCUUCAAAGCCGCGUAUGGAGGAGGCGGUAGAGGCAUGAGAGUGGUGCGAAAAAUGGAAGAGGUAGAAGAGAGUUUCCAGAGAGCUUCUUCCGAAGCGGCUAGUGCCUUCGGAAACGGUGCUAUGUUUAUCGAAAAGUUCAUCGAACGACCGAGGCACAUUGAAGUUCAACUUCUAGGCGACAAAGCCGGAAAUGUGGUCCAUCUUUACGAACGUGAUUGUUCGGUCCAGCGUCGGCACCAAAAAGUGGUGGAGAUGGCGCCGGCGCCUCAUCUAGAUCCCAAAAUCAGAGAUCAGAUGACAUCACUGGCGGUGAAACUGGCGCAACACGUCGGUUACGAAAACGCCGGUACUGUAGAAUUUUUGUGCGACAGCAGUGGCCGUUUCUAUUUCAUCGAAGUGAAUGCGCGCUUGCAGGUGGAGCACACCGUCACCGAAGAAAUUACCGGCAUCGAUUUGGUUCAAUCGCAAAUUAGAAUCGCGGAAGGAAUGACCUUGCCCGAAUUGGGGAUAAGCCAGGAGAAGGUCAAGCCUAGCGGUUUCGCGAUACAAUGUCGUGUUACCACAGAAGAUCCAGCCAAAAACUUCCAGCCCGAUACUGGAAGAAUAGAGGUAUUCCGUUCCGGAGAAGGUAUGGGUAUUCGUUUGGAUGGAGCUUCAGCGUUCGCUGGAGCCAUCAUAUCCCCAUAUUACGAUUCACUGCUGGUCAAAGUGAUAGCGCACUCGAAGGACUUGCAAAGUUCGUGCGCUAAGAUGACCAGAGCUCUGAAGGAGUUCCGUGUCAGAGGCGUUAAAACCAACAUUCCUUUCUUAUUGAACGUAUUAGAAAACCAGAAGUUCCUAAACGGUUCCGUCGAUACGUACUUUAUCGAUGAGAAUCCGCAGUUGUUCCAUUUCACUCCUACUAGAAACAGGGCUCAAAAAUUGUUGAAUUACUUGGCGCAAGUGUUGGUUAAUGGUCCUCAAACACCUCUGGCAACUAAAUUGAAACCUGCAGAAGUCAAACCUCACGUUCCUAGUGUAUCACAAGAGUACCUCUCAACGAGCGAAGAGACCAAUCCAAGUGUUCAACCACCGAGGGGUUUCCGCCAAAUUUACAAGGAACAAGGACCCGAGGCAUUCGCUAAAGCCGUUCGAAACCACAAGGGCUUGCUACUUAUGGACACUACUUACCGAGAUGCCCAUCAAUCGCUUCUAGCCACCAGGGUGCGUUCCCACGACCUUCUUAAAAUUUCACCGUUCGUCACACAUAAUUUCAAUCAAUUAUACUCGUUGGAAAAUUGGGGUGGUGCCACUUUCGAUGUAGCUCUGAGAUUCCUUCACGAAUGCCCGUGGGAGAGAUUAGAAGAAAUGAGAGCCAUGAUACCGAACAUACCGUUCCAAAUGUUGCUAAGAGGGGCUAAUGCUGUUGGUUAUACCAAUUAUCCUGACAAUGUGGUCUAUAAGUUCUGUGAACUUGCUGUCCAAACUGGAAUGGAUGUAUUCAGAGUGUUCGACUCGUUGAAUUAUCUGCCGAAUUUGAUCGUUGGUAUGGAUGCCGCCGGUAAAGCUGGUGGUAUCGUAGAAGCGGCAAUAUCUUACUCUGGCGACGUUAGUGACCCGAACAAAAAGAAAUACGAUCUCAGAUAUUACCUAAAUAUUGCAGAUGAAUUAGUUAAGGCAGGCACUCACGUGUUGGCCAUCAAGGAUAUGGCUGGAUUGCUCAAACCGAAAGCAGCUAAGAUCUUGAUUACGGCCUUAAGAGACAAGUACCCCGAUUUGCCUAUUCACAUUCAUACCCACGAUACUAGUGGAGCUGGAGUUGCAUCGAUGAUAGCUUGCGCCGAAGCCGGUGCUGAUGUUGUAGAUGUUGCUGUGGACUCCAUGUCUGGUAUCACUAGUCAACCUAGUAUGGGUGCUAUUGUAGCUAGUUUGCAAGGCACUAAAUACGAUACUGGCCUAAAUUUGAACACGAUUUCCGAAUAUUCUGCUUACUGGGAGCAAACUAGGACCUUGUACGCUCCCUUCGAAUGUACUUCGACCAUGAAGAGUGGAAAUGCCGAUGUAUACGUGAACGAAAUCCCGGGAGGACAAUACACAAACCUGCAAUUCCAGGCCUAUUCGUUAGGACUUGGCGACUUCUUCGAAGAUGUCAAGAAAGCUUACGCCGAAGCAAAUAUCCUUCUGGGUGAUAUAAUCAAAGUCACCCCAUCAUCUAAAGUGGUUGGAGAUCUUGCGCAGUUUAUGGUGCAGAACAAGCUUACCCCGCAAGAUGUUCUAGACAAAGCCGAGGAAUUGUCAUUCCCGAAAUCUGUUGUGGAAUAUCUCCAAGGUCACAUCGGUCAACCCUACGGAGGUUUCCCGGAACCCCUAAGGUCCAAGGUCCUUAGGGAUAUGCCUCGCAUCGAAGGACGACCUGGCGCUAGUUUAGCUCCUCUAGAUUUCAAAAAAUUAGCAGAAGAAUUAAAGGAAUCAUUCCCUAAUGCGUCCGAACGAGACGUUAUGUCCGCUGCUCUCUAUCCUCAAGUAACCAAUGAAUAUCUAUCGUUCAAUGACCAAUUCGGCCCUGUUGAUAAAUUAGACACCAGGAUAUUCCUUGUUGGGCCUAAAGUAGGAGAAGAAUUCGAAGUUACCAUUGAGAAGGGUAAGACUCUGGGAAUUAAAACACUAGCCGUUGCCGAAGAUUUGACUGAAAACGGAGAGAGGGAAGUGUUUUUCGAACUGAACGGAACUCUGCGAUCUGUUCUAAUUAGAGACAAAGACGCAGGUAAAGAAAUGCACAUACACCCGAAAGCGGAUAAAGCUAACAAGCAACAAAUCGGGGCUCCCAUGCCUGGAACUGUCAUUGAUAUUAGAGUUAAAGUGGGAGAUAAAAUCGAAAAAGGAACGCCGCUUGUUAUCCUGUCGGCUAUGAAGAUGGAAACUGUAGUACAGAGUCCUGUAGCUGGUACUGUCAAGACAAUUGAUGCUUCUAUGGGCAUGAAACUCGAAGCUGAAGACUUAAUUAUCACAGUCGAUUAAACUACGUCUUAAAUAUAUUUAUUGAUUUAAUGCUCUUAUAUUUUCUUUCAACAUUACAUAUUUUGGGCUGUGUUAUUGAAAACACUUUUGUAAGUUGUUGCGCGAGUAGUUAUGUUUUAAAAUGUUUGUUAAAACUAUUUGUAUAUAAUAAGGAAAUUUUAAUAUUUUACAGUUGUUUGUUUCCUCUACAAAGUCUACUUUUUCGAUGUUUGUUAUUUAGAUAAUUUUUAAGCAAUAUAUUUUUAUAUAAAUUUA